UACAGUAGGGGGCGCUACAAACCUUUACUGCCAGUCAGAACAAGAAGAAGAAGAGCUGGUUGUUUGUUUCUCUCGCGAGAUCUGACAACUGCUUUCGAAACAAGAUGAUGUAAAAACAAGAUGGCGUUUGCUGAAGACGUUAUUGUGGCUAUUGUAGUACUGUCUUCCUAAUUACUGCGUACAUGAACAAACAUAUGCUGUUCAACAGAGUAAACGUCGUCAAUAAUGUAUUGAUAUUCGGACACAUUAGUCUAAGUGCACUUUGCUGCUUCUCAUGGUAGCUUAGCUUGCUAGCUAGCUUAGCUUGUUGUUAGCUGCUAACAAAUAGACGCAGAAGUUAUCAACAUAUCGCUAAGCAGAGAUCAAGUGUGAGUGUAAAGUGUUGUGAUUGUGUGAAAAUGUGCGAACGAACGAUAGCAGAGUACGAGGAGGAACUGUUUCGAACAAAAGAGGAGAAGGAGGAACAACAUCAACUACUGGACGCCUAUUACAGGAAACAUCAUCAAGUGGUGUUACACAGAACAGGUUGUGUUCACCUGACGUCACGUCCGGUGUUCUGGCAAAGAGUGCUCCCCUUUGGAAAUAUACGCUCCCCCUGUAUCUGCGUAUGAAUCCAAGGAAUGCAAAAGCGUGCACUGCAUUACAACGUGCAUCGACUGAACCUUUCACCUCCAGCUUGCCUUGUACUUUGUGCCAAGCUCUCCAGCAUUUAUUUGAAACUUCACCUUCCCUUAACCACACCCACCUGUGAACCGCGUAAACCUUGGAGCAACCCGUGGGAGCAGGUUUUUAAUUACAUCUUUGACAGCAAAUAUCCAAAGGAUUUUGCCAAGCCUCAGAAGUCUGAGGAGAUCUUAUAAAAGCUUUACAAUCAAGGAUGGGCUAUCAAGGAAAGAGAGGAGGCCUGGAAGCUCUUUCUCGAGUUCCACUCUACGCCAAUCGGUGGACAUUCAGGAAGAGUCAAAACACAGCAUGCCAUUUGCUCAAGAUUUUACUGGUUUGGCAUGUGUGUGGAUAUUGACAAAUGGGUUACAGAACGUGACCAGUGUCAAUGCCAAUGCAAGCCUUUGGCAGCUGAAUUGCCUCUUCAAAAUAUAAAGGUCAAUUUCUGCCUUAAUCAAACCGCUUAUAACAAAUUAGUAGCUAAAUCAUUUUAUGGCAGGUGUCUGCUGUCUGGGAACUGUUAGGUAUCAAUCUGACAGGACCCUUGCCCAAAACUCCUGAUGGGUACCAAUAAAUUCUGACAGCAAUGGACUAUUUCUCAAAGUGUGCUCAUUUAUUUAUAGACAUGGCUGCCCAAUAUAUGGUCAGAUCGAGGCUGAGAAUUUGUCAAUGAGGAUGAAUUGAGUCAGACUUCAGUGGGCCUUACAAAAUUGGGGAAAUAAAAGGUAAAACUGUCUCCUUAUUCAAUUCAGCAAGGGCCAUACUUAAACCAACAUGUAGUGUGGAUCACCUAAAACCUUACAAGCAAACUAAAUCAAUGGCAGAUACCACUCCACACGAACACCCACAAAAAGAGGAGGCCACUGAGGGAAAAUCUGUCAGGCCUUCGGUCAUUGUGAAUGCACCCCAAAGCUAGACAUCUGUGAAGAACAUCUCCCUGAGCAGCAGGAGUGGCCCUCCAGGAUGGAACAAGAUAAGACACAUCCCCCCCACUUUAAAGAGGAAGCGCAGGAGCUACAGCCCCCCGACAUUAAAGAGGAGGAGGAGUCUCGGCCACCGCACUUUAAAGAGGAAGACGAGGAACACAGCAUCAGUCAGGAGAGAGAGUAUCUUGAAAAACUGGAGGAGGUUGAUGUCACCAAGAUGGCAGUGAUUGGUGUGAUUGUGAAGAGUGAAGAUGAUGAGGUCAAAGGUGAAAGUGAAGAGAAGAGAGAGGUGGACCCUCCAAGCAGCAGCUCAACUCAACACAUGACAACAGAAGCUGAUGGAGACCACUGUGGAGGAUCACAAGCAGACAAGAUCUUAGCUCCACUAUCAGAUAGUGACGACACAACGUCACACUCUCCUGACACUGAUGAUGAAGACUCUAAAGCUGAUAAGACAUGUCACACUGACAACACACCCAUGACAUGUUCUCACUGUGACAAAACUUUUAGUCACUAUAGUGAUCUGAAAAGACACAUGAGAAUACACACUGGAGAAAAACCUUUUAUCUGUUCAGUUUGUGCUAAAGGUUUUAUACAAAAUAGUGAUUUGAAAAUACAUAUGAGAAUACACACUGGGGAAAAACCUUUUAUCUGUUCAGUCUGUGCUAAAGGUUUUGGCCUAAAACAAAAUUUGAAAGUACACAUGAGAAUACACACUGGUGAGAAACAUUUUAUGUGUUCAAUCUGUGGUAAAAGUUUCUUACAAAAUAAAUAUUUAAAUGUACAUAUGAGAUCACACACUGGAGAAAAAACAUUUAUGUGUCCAGUGUGUGGUAAAAGAUUUUCUCACAAGCAUCAUUUAAAAGUACACACAAGAGUACACACAGGAGAAACACCUUUUUCAUGUUCAAUAUGUGGUAAAGGUUGUAUACAAAGUACAGAUUUGAAAAAACACAUGAGAAUACACACUGGUGAAAAACCUUUUAUCUGUUCAGUCUGUGGUAAAGGAUUUGGCCUAAAUCAAAAUUUGAAAGUACACAUGAGAACGCACACUGGAGAAAAAACAUAAUCUUGUUCAAGCUGCAACAAAAGCUUUUAUGACCGAUCAGCACUGGUAGUACACACACAGGUCUAAAACCUUUUAUCUGCUCAGUCUGUGGUAAAUGUUUUAUACAAAAUGGCGAUUUGAAUAGACACAAGAAGACACACAAGUGACAAAAUGUUGUGUUGCAGUGUGUGUGUGGUGAAAGAUUCUCUUAUAAGUGUAGGAAACACAAAUGUGCUGGUGAGAACAGCAGCAGCACAAUCUUGUUAAUAUUCUUUUACAAUUUAUAGAUUACAUAUCUUUUUCAUUAGAGCUUUUAUCCGCCAUAA
Messenger RNA from Nerophis lumbriciformis (worm pipefish), 2963 nucleotides. Lineage: Eukaryota; Metazoa; Chordata; Actinopteri; Syngnathiformes; Syngnathidae. The record is from RefSeq and is a predicted model, not a curated record.